Molecule: messenger RNA, 1101 nt
Organism: Pseudocercospora fijiensis CIRAD86
Lineage: Eukaryota; Fungi; Ascomycota; Dothideomycetes; Mycosphaerellales; Mycosphaerellaceae
Exons: 1
Coding region: 1-1101 (366 amino acids)
Biological process (GO): steroid biosynthetic process
Molecular function (GO): 3-beta-hydroxy-Delta5-steroid dehydrogenase (NAD+) activity
Source: RefSeq, a predicted model, not a curated record
AUGGCCGUCAGGAAGCCAUUCAAAGUCCUGGUCACGGGCGGCAGUGGCUUCUUGGGCAGCGCUAUCAUCAAGGCACUACUCGAGCGUCAUCCGGAAUGGCAAUUGACGGUUUUGGAUAUCCUUCCACCUGAGAACACCAUACAGAGUCGAGGGGUUGGGUACAAAUUCGCAGAUGUUACAUCUUUCGAGAGCGCCAAACAUGCACUCUCAGACUAUACGCCAGACUUGGUGAUGCAUACUGCUGGAAUUGUACCCGCUCGAAACCUCCGAUAUAGCCAAGAUAGUAAGCAGUGGGAAAAGGUCAAGGCAAUCAACUACUAUGGAACUGUCAACGUACUAGAUGCCGCCAUGCAAAGCGGAUGUCGGCGCUUUGUAUACACCAGCAGCUGUACUGUGAUAAUUGACGAUUUGGACCACGACUACUUCAACAUGAAGGAAGACAUCCCGAUCGGCUUCGCAACGCUUCACUACGGCAAAUCGAAGGGCAUGGCAGAGCAGUAUGUCCUGUCCAAGCGCCACGCCGAACAAGGACUGAAGGCCUGCGCCUUGAGGCCGUGCACCAUCAUUGGGCCUGGAGAUGUGGCUGUCAUCAGCCUGAUCCACGAUCUAAUGUUGAAGAUGGAGAGCCACUUCGUCGUAGGAAGCGGAGAUACGCUAUUCGACUUUGUCUACCUGGACAAUGUUGUAGACGCUCACGUACUGGCCAUCGAAAACAUGCUCUCCACAGAGACCGCGGCCGGACAUGCUUUCUUCAUUUCCAAUCAGCAGCCGGUGUACUUCUGGGACUUCUUUCUGGCUAUCUGGGCCGAGUUCGAUCACGUUCCGCGCUUUCGUGUGUUCAUACCAGCAUGGCUUGCCUGGAUUGUUGCGCUGAUCAUGGAGCUCGUUACUUUCUUCACUGGUGCUUCGCCAACGAUAAAUACUGGAAGCGUCAAAGACGCCAUACGCACGCAGUACUCCGACAACUCAAAAGCACGAGCUAUCCUUGGAUAUGUGCCCAAGAUCAGUCUAUCAGAAGGUGUCAGGAGGAGCUGCGAUGACUACAAGAAGUACCUAGCUGAGGUCAAGGACGCCAAGCGUGAACCCAAGAAGGCUUUCUAA